AUGGAAGAAGAAGAUCUAAGAAAGACUGACGGCUCUGGCGGGCUUCAAGCCGAAUCGACCAAAACGGACGGUCGCGCGAUCAAACGAGAACGAAGCGAAGACACGUCGGCAGAAGAGGCGCCUCCGGCAACUGUUACUUCGUUGACUGCACCCACAGCGGCAGGCGGCGCGAUCAACGACUCGUCCAAUGUGAAAUCGCCGAAAGCGGCGGCGGGAAAGACGGCGGGAUCGUCUUCGAGCGCAGCGCGGCCGUGCAAGCGGUCGAAGCUGAUCCUGUUUGAGCACCGACUGCCGCGCGACGGGCACGUGUGGCUCAAGUACGGGCAGAAGGAACUGUCAGGCGGCACGCACACCAGUGUUUCAGGGAGGUCAAUCAUAUUCGCGUGUGCCAUGCCUAGUCCUAACCCUUUCCCUUUCCCCUCAUCUCCUCCUCCCUCCAGGCACUACUUCCGCUGCGCGCACCGCGUGGGCGACGAGCAGUGCGAUGCGAAGCGCGUGGUGGACUUCAACAAGAUUUCGCCCGAGAGCGAGCUCGCCAUUUCCUACAGCGGCCGGCACCUGCACGCGCCGCCCGCCACCAUAAUGAUGGGCCUGCACGCCGCCGCGCUCCCCUCACCGCACGCCGCUGCUGAUGCGUCGCCUGUUGGCGGCAGCGGCGUCGGGUGGGCAGGCGAGCAGCGGCUAUCCGCCGAGCGGGAGAGUGCAGCGGAGAGUGAGGGCGGAUGGGCGGGGGAGACGGGCGCCCCCCGGGAGGCGACGGCGGGCGUGGCAGCAGCAGGUGCGGCUGCUGCAGGCGGCGGUGGGUGGAAUGGCGCUUCGGGACAGGCAGCCGCCACUGCUGCUGGCCUGGCGGCUCAGUGGCACGAACGGCAGGAGGAGAAGAUGAGGGGGAUAGCAGUGGGGGCAGCUGCAGCAGGAGGGGGGGCAGCUGCAGCAGGAGGGGGGGCAGCUGCAGCAGGAGGGGGGGCAGCUGCAGCAGGAGGGGGGGCAGCUGCAGCAGGAGGGGGGGCUGGAGGAGGGGGCGGUGAAUCGUUUGGGGCGCGGCAAAGUGCAGAUCGGUUGGGGGCGAGUGGCGCGCAGCAACCCAUGCUCGUGCUUGCUCCAGCCCCCCAUCCGCCGUCCGCCUCCACCUCUGCGUCUCCCCUCCUCCCGACCAGCAGCGCUGCGUGGCACCACCCCCCCUCUGACUCCGCCCCCGUCACCCCUCGAGGCCCCGCCGCGAGCGGAUUGCCAUGGGCCGCGGAGGAGGCGUGCGCGGGAGGCGUGGUUGCGUUGAUGCAGCAGCAGCAGCAGCAGCAGCAGCAGCAGCAGCAGCAGCAGCAGCAGCAGCAGCAGCAGCAGCAGCAGCAGCAGCAGCAGCAGCAGCAGCAGCAGCAGCAGCAGCAGCAGCAGCAGCAGCAGCAGCAGCAGCAGCAGCAGCAGCAGCAGCAGCAGCAGCAGCAGCAGCAGCAGCAGCAGCAGCAGCAGCAGCAGCAGCAGCAGCAGCCAGCAGCAGCAGCAGCAGCAGCAGCAGCAGCAGCAGCAGCAGCAGCAGCAGCAGCAGCAGCAGCAGCAGCAGCAGCAGCAGCAGCAGCAGCAGCAGCAGCAGCAGCAGCAGCAGCAGCAGCAGCAGCAGCAGCAGCAGCAGCAGCAGCAGCAGCAGCAGCAGCAGCAGCAGCAGCAGCAGCAGCAGCAGCAGCAGCAGCAGCAGCAGCAGCAGCAGCAGCAGCAGCAGCAGCAGCAGCAGCAGCAGCAGCAGCAGCAGCAGCAGCAGCAGCAGCAGCAGCAGCAGCAGCAGCAGCAGCAGCAGCAGCAGCAGCAGCAGCAGCAGCAGCAGCAGCAGCAGCAGCAGCAGCAGCAGCAGCAGCAGCAGCAGCAGCAGCAGCAGCAGCAGCAGCAGCAGCAGCAGCAGCAGCAGCAGCAGCAGCAGCAGCAGCAGCAGCAGCAGCAGCAGCAGCAGCAGCAGCAGCAGCAGCAGCAGCAGCAGCAGCAGCAGCAGCAGCAGCAGCAGCAGCAGCAGCAGCAGCCAGCAGCAGCAGCGCAGCAGCAGCAGCAGCAGCAGCAGCAGCAGCAGCAGCAGCAGCAGCAGCAGCAGCAGCGCAGCAGCAGCAGCAGCAGCAGCAGCAGCAGCAGCAGCAGCAGCAGCAGCAGCAGCAGCAGCAGCAGCAGCAGCAGCAGCAGCAGCAGCAGCAGCAGCAGCAGCAGCAGCAGCAGCAGCAGCAGCAGCAGCAGCAGCAGCAGCAGCAGCAGCGCAGCAGCAGCAGCAGCAGCAGCAGCAGCAGCAGCAGCAGCAGCAGCAGCAGCAGCAGCAGCAGCAGCAGCAGCAGCGCAGCAGCAGCAGCAGCAGCAGCAGCAGCAGCAGCAGCAGCAGCAGCAGCAGCAGCAGCAGCAGCAGCAGCAGCAGCAGCAGCAGCAGCAGCAGCAGCAGCAGCAGCAGCAGCAGCAGCAGCAGCAGCAGCAGCAGCAGCAGCAGCAGCAGCAGCAGCAGCAGCAGCAGCAGCAGCAGCAGCAGCAGCAGCAGCAGCAGCAGCAGCAGCAGCAGCAGCAGCAGCAGCAGCAGCAGCAGCAGCAGCAGCAGCAGCAGCAGCAGCAGCAGCAGCAGCAGCAGCAGCAGCAGCAGCAGCAGCAGCAGCAGCAGCAGCCAGCAGCAGCAGCAGCAGCAGCAGCAGCAGCAGCAGCAGCAGCAGCAGCAGCAGCAGCAGCAGCAGCAGCAGCAGCAGCAGCAGCAGCAGCAGCAGCAGCAGCAGCAGCAGCAGCAGCAGCAGCAGCAGCAGCAGCAGCAGCAGCAGCAGCAGCAGCAGCAGCAGCAGCAGCAGCAGCAGCAGCAGCAGCAGCAGCAGCAGCAGCAGCAGCAGCAGCAGCAGCAGCAGCAGCAGCAGCAGCAGCAGCAGCAGCAGCAGCAGCAGCAGCAGCAGCAGCAGCAGCAGCAGCAGCAGCAGCAGCAGCAGCAGCAGCCGCAGCAGCAGCAGCAGCAGCAGCAGCAGCAGCAGCAGCAGCAGCAGCAGCAGCAGCAGCAGCAGCAGCAGCAGCAGCAGCAGCAGCAGCAGCAGCAGCAGCAGCAGCAGCAGCAGCAGCAGCAGCAGCAGCAGCAGCAGCAGCAGCAGCAGCAGCAGCAGCAGCAGCAGCAGCAGCAGCAGCAGCAGCAGCAGCAGCAGCAGCAGCAGCAGCAGCAGCAGCAGCAGCAGCAGCAGCAGCAGCAGCAGCAGCAGCAGCAGCAGCAGCAGCAGCAGCAGCAGCAGCAGCAGCAGCAGCAGCAGCAGCAGCAGCAGCAGCGCAGCAGCAGCAGCAGCAGCAGCAGCAGCAGCAGCAGCAGCAGCAGCAGCAGCAGCAGCAGCAGCAGCAGCAGCAGCAGCAGCAGCAGCAGCAGCAGCAGCAGCAGCAGCAGCAGCAGCAGCAGCAGCAGCAGCAGCAGCAGCAGCAGCACUCCCAGUGGCAGCAAGAGCAGCAUCAGCUUCGGUACCCAGUGCAACAGGAGCAACCACACCAGCUGCAGCAGCAGCAGCCCCCCACUGGCCGCACGAGCAGCAGCAGCAGCAACAGCCCCCCCACUGGCCGCACGAGCAGCAGCAGCAGCAGCAGCAGCAGCAACAGCAGCAGCCGCAGCAGCAGCAGCAUCUCCCAGUGGCAGCAAGAGCAGCAUCAGCUUCAGUACACAGUGCAACAGGAGCAACCACACCAGCAGCAGCAGCAGCAGCAGCAGCAGCAGCAGCAGCAGCAGAUGGCAGGCACAGCAGCGAACUGCCCCCUGCGCUGGGCCGCUUGAGGCGCGCGGACGAGCGGCUGUCCGCGGACGACCUGCACGCCAUGGCCGCGCAUGCUGCCCACUGGGACCCCCCUCCGCCCGUGGCACAGCCUCCGCAGGACGCACUCUCCCUGGACCUGCCUCUUUCCGCUCCCGCUGCCCUCGCUUCCCCCUCGCAGGCCCCUCGGACCCUCUCCCCUUCACGACGCUCGCCUUCUCGCAACCCAGCGUUGUUCCCGCGUCCUUCACGCCCUCCUCCCCCCCGCCCCUCCACUCCCCACCCUCCCGCCCCUCACGGGCGCAGACGCCCCCCCUGGCCCAGCCGCCAUGCCUGA
Closterium sp. Yama58-4 is the source of this 4056-nucleotide messenger RNA. Lineage: Eukaryota; Viridiplantae; Streptophyta; Zygnematophyceae; Desmidiales; Closteriaceae. The record is from the annotation of a GenBank genome assembly.